AUGCGAAUCGCAAUUGUGGCCGUUGGCUUUUUGGCCACACUGAUGGCACUCACAAUCAACAGCAUCUAUGGAUUGUGGUAUUUGUGUGCCGAUCUGGUCUAUGUGAUUCUAUUUCCACAAUUGGUUUGCGUUGUUUAUAUGGAACGAUCAAACACAUACGGUUCAAUUGCUGGUUAUAUCGGUAAUUCUCAAUCGCAUUCCUAA
Anisakis simplex (herring worm) is the source of this 204-nucleotide messenger RNA. Lineage: Eukaryota; Metazoa; Nematoda; Chromadorea; Rhabditida; Anisakidae. The record is from the annotation of a GenBank genome assembly.